AUGCCUUCGAGUGAGAGUAAACGUCGACGAACUUCCGAGGGCAGCUGCUGCAAGACACCUUCGUGUGAUGAGAGGGAACAAGAACCUCCUGUUCCAGCAACCCCAAGAUCAACAUGCAAGAUACCUUUCCUCACUACUGAGGAUAUCCUAUCACAUGGUGCUGUUGUAAAUGUUCAAAGUGUUAAUUAUCCUGACUUAGCUUGGGGUGUAGAUCGAACGAAAAAACAAUUGAAAAUCUUGUCUAGGGUUCGAGGUAAGGGUGUACUCACUUUAAAGGUUGUGAGGAGUACCUCUAACCCUCGAGCUAUUGCCUUCCGACUGCUCAAUCAAGGGGAUAUCUACGUGGCCGUCCAUAAGGCUGAAGGGCAUCUCACUUUAAGAAGGCAGCCCAACCCUAAGAACUUACAACCACAGUGUUGGUUCCUGGUCAUGGCUAGAGGCUUUGGUGAUCCAGGGUAUGUAUUGCAGUCCUUGGGAAGUAGUGGUGAACGAGAGUUUGUUCGCCACUGCAACUAUUGGCUACAAUGUGAUGCUCCUCCGGAGCCUCAGUCUAACUCGAGAGCUCUCUAUGAAGGGGAUACUGCAUGGCUAUUUGUGAAUGCAGAGAGUUGUCGAGAUCGGCUUGGUGACUUGUGGAUGCAUGUGGUAGCACCAAAAGCGUAUGAGAAGAUAGAGGCUCAGAUUGUUAAGUGUCGGGCUGUCCUUGGUGAUCAUACCGAAGAUGCCUGUAGAGAGCUUGAACGGGUGGUAGAUGGGUGUGAUAUUGAGACCUCGGGUUAUGAGGCACAAGGUGCUGGCGCCAUGGACGGUGUGGCUGGGGUCAUGUUCUCGUCACCAUUGAAGGAUGAGGAGAUAUCGGAAGAGUUGAUGGAAAGGGUGGGUACAGCAGGACCGUUGAAGAGGAGAGGAGGAAUUAAGACGUUCAAGAAUAUGAAUGAUAUCAAUCCUGAGGCGGUACCAUUCAUACGUGAGAUAGAUGCUAGAGUCAGACAGCUUCUAGGGGAACGUAACUCCACCCAUAUUCGUAGGAUGGGCCUCGCUAAGGAAGGCCAGUGGAGGCAGAAACUCAAAUUAUGCUUUAUUGAAUUCAUUCAUAUGGCGGCAGGCUCUAAUGGUAUGACAAGGCAUCGAGACGGGGGCAAUGAUAGCGACCUCACAGCAUUGUUCUGCAUACGAGGAAGCGCUGAAUGCACGAUUGAAAAUGAACAGUUUAUUCUUAAUGAAGGGGAUAUGUAUAUCUUUGAACCCCAUAAAUACUUCCACUCGGUUGGACCCCCAAUGCAUGAUAAGAGACGACUCGCUGCAGCUUGCCGAUACUUCCUAGAGGAGUAAAUAUCAUGAUCACUUCUCAUU
Molecule: messenger RNA, 1353 nt
Organism: Perkinsus marinus ATCC 50983
Lineage: Eukaryota; Perkinsozoa; Perkinsida; Perkinsidae
Exons: 6
Coding region: 1-1332 (443 amino acids)
Source: RefSeq, a predicted model, not a curated record